Mercenaria mercenaria is the source of this 1694-nucleotide messenger RNA. RefSeq names its product NADH-cytochrome b5 reductase 3-like. Gene Ontology annotation, cellular component: mitochondrion. The coding region runs from base 138 to 1061 and encodes 307 amino acids. The transcript has 8 exons. Gene Ontology annotation, molecular function: FAD binding; oxidoreductase activity. The record is from RefSeq and is a predicted model, not a curated record. Lineage: Eukaryota; Metazoa; Mollusca; Bivalvia; Venerida; Veneridae.
UUUAGUGCAGUAUACAUACCUUGACUAGUUCUCGAUUUGAACAAAACCGAAAACAGGACACAGUCAGCAAUCAUCGAACCGGUUCCUAGGAAAACGAAAAUAAACCAAACGGUUGGAUUUACUGCAUCAUUUUCAGAAUGCCAGGUUCUGACGCUUGGGGUAUCCCAGUGCUGGUUGGGACAGCUGUCGUGGCAACAACUGCUGUGCUGGCCAAGAUGUUCUUGUUUGGAGACAAGAAAAAGAAGAACCCAGUUACACUACAGGAUCCUACUAUCAAAUAUCCACUUAAACUUAUUGAUAGAGAGGAAGUAAGCCAUGACACAAGACGGUUCAGAUUUGCUCUUCCUUCUAUGGAACACAUUUUAGGUUUACCUGUAGGUCAGCACAUUUACCUGUCUGCACGUAUUGAUGGUCAGCUGGUCAUCCGUCCAUACACACCUGUAUCUAGUGAUGAUGAUAAGGGAUUUAUGGAUCUUGUAAUUAAGGUGUACUUUAAGAACGUGAACCCCAAGUUCCCAGAUGGAGGUAAAAUGUCCCAAUACCUGAACAACAUGGAAAUUGGAGAUUACAUUGACGUCCGAGGGCCAAGCGGACUACUUGUCUAUGAUGGAUGUGGUGAAUUCAAGAUCCGUCAGGAUAAGAAAUCUGAUCCAAAGUCUGUGACUGCCAAGAAGAUAGGUAUGAUUGCAGGAGGGACUGGCAUCACCCCAAUGCUACAGCUGAUCAGACAAAUCCUCAAGGACAAAAAAGAUAAAACUGAAAUGUGUUUGCUCUUUGCAAAUCAGACGGAGGAUGACAUUUUGUUAAGACCUGAGCUUGAGGAUUUACAGCAGACGUAUGGAGACAGAUUCAAACUUUGGUACACUUUAGAUAGACCUUCAGCAGAUGACUGGAAGUACAGUAAAGGGUUUAUCAGUGAUGUGAUGAUAAAGGAACACCUACCUCCAGCAGAGGAAGGAUCCAUUGUCCUCAUGUGUGGACCUCCUCCCAUGAUCAACUUUGCCUGUAUUCCUAACCUAGAAAAACUUGGAUACAAUUCGGACAUGAGAUUUGCUUUCUAGGCUCUCUUCACAGUCUGAAGCUUUGGUGCAUUUCUAGCUACAUGAAGACUUUCUCUUAAAUCAUGGAACAAAAAUAGAAAAUGAGAAUUUAUGAAGAUAAAACUACUUGUGAAGUCUUUUAUUUUUGUGGGGGUAAGAGGGACAUAUUUACAUUGAUUUUGGAGUUGCAUCGGUCUCUGAAAUCAAAAUCCAAGAAAGAAGUAAAAUGUACAAUUUGAGAUAUAGGCAAUUAAGUGCUUGCAAAAGGCUGUUUUUACCAAAACUGUGAAAUUUAUUGUGGAUAAAAUUGAAUGAUUUCAUGGUAUAUGAAUAUUCAAAUUUCGAACAGUUCAGUUCAGUUUUAGAUAAUGAAAAUUGUAAGAGUGCAAGAUGGGACCAUUAUUUCCUUAGUUGUUGAGGCAAGUUUAAGUAUAAUAUUGGUUGUGACAUAGUUAACGAUAUUUGAAAGUAUUGUAGGGUGUAUAUGAAGUCAGCAAUGUAUACUGGACAAUAUCACACAGAUAUAGAACUGUUAAUGUGAUUUAGUUGAGACAUAUUUCACUGUUCAGCAUAUAUUAUGUGAGGGGAUUAUUGUAGGAAAAAUUUCAAAAUGAUUAUUUUUACGUAUAAUUUCCACUCUUUUUUUUUUUUUUU